CCGGAAGGGGGCGGAAAUGGCCGAAGGCCGGUGGCGGCGGCCAUGUUGGGAUCUGCUGCCGCUGCUGCUGUGUGAAUGUGAGAUGCGCUGAGGGGAGCCGGGUCUCGGGGCGGAGAAGGCGGCUCGGCCAGGGGCACUCGGCCUCCGGGUCUCCUCAGCCCCGGCUCUGUGCAGCCUUCGCUCACGCGUACGCCUGGCUGCCGGCGGCGCGGCCUGGUCCCUGCGCCUCAUCCCCGGGUUCGCCUGAGCCGCCGGGCCGGGCUUCCCUCAUCGCGGCCCGGCGGAGACCCAUGUCCGAGUCCCGGCGGUUUCCGGCUCCCUGAAUCCCCCCUCCCCCUUUGGGCUCCCCCAUGGUGGUGGCCUGGCCGCCGCCCCCGGUGUGAGGAGAGCCCCAGGAACCGCCGGAGCCCCAGGAGCCGCUGGCCAAGGGGGCCCAAGAUGUCGAGCAGCGGCCGGAGCCCCCUCCCCACCGUGAAUGAGAGAGACACGGAACAGCCGGUGCUGGGCCAUACAGAGUCCAAGGCCAGCAACAAGUCCAACAUGCUGCGGGGCCGCAACUCUGCCACCUCCACUGAUGAGCAGCCGCACAUUGGGAAUUACCGCUUGCUCAAGACCAUCGGCAAGGGCAACUUCGCCAAGGUCAAGCUGGCACGCCACGUCCUGACGGGGAAGGAGGUGGCUGUGAAAAUCAUUGACAAGACGCAGCUCAACUCAUCAAGCCUGCAGAAGCUCUUCCGGGAAGUGCGAAUAAUGAAGGUUUUGAAUCAUCCCAACAUAGUUAAAUUAUUUGAAGUCAUAGAGACGGAGAAGACUCUGUACCUCGUCAUGGAGUACGCCAGCGGAGGUGAGGUGUUUGACUACUUAGUAGCCCAUGGAAGAAUGAAAGAGAAAGAAGCCAGGGCAAAAUUUCGACAGAUAGUGUCUGCUGUGCAGUACUGUCACCAGAAGUUCAUUGUACAUAGAGACUUGAAGGCUGAGAAUCUGCUGCUCGAUGCCGACAUGAACAUUAAAAUCGCAGACUUCGGCUUCAGCAAUGAGUUCACGUUCGGGAACAAGCUGGACACGUUCUGUGGGAGCCCUCCCUAUGCUGCGCCUGAGCUCUUCCAGGGCAAAAAGUACGACGGCCCCGAGGUGGAUGUUUGGAGUCUGGGCGUCAUCCUCUACACCCUGGUCAGUGGCUCGUUGCCCUUCGACGGGCAGAACCUCAAGGAACUGCGGGAGCGGGUCUUGCGGGGCAAGUACCGGAUCCCCUUCUACAUGUCCACGGACUGUGAGAACCUGCUGAAGAAAUUCCUCAUUCUCAACCCUAGCAAAAGAGGCACUUUAGAGCAAAUCAUGAAAGACCGUUGGAUGAAUGUGGGGCACGAGGACGAUGAGCUGAAGCCUUACAUGGAGCCCCAGCCUGACUACAAGGACCCCCGACGGACAGAGCUGAUGGUCUCCAUGGGGUACACGCGGGAGGAGAUCCAGGAGUCGUUGGUCGGGCAGAAGUAUAACGAGGUCAUGGCCACUUACCUGCUGCUGGGGUACAAGAACUCAGAGCUGGACAAUGACAACAUCACGCUGAAGCCCAGGCCCCAGGCUGAGCUGGCCAAUAGCAGCGCCCCCUCCCCCUCGCACAAGGUACAGCGCAGCGUCUCAGCCAACCCCAAGCAGCGGCGCUUCAGCGACCAGGUCCCUGCCAUCCCCACCUCCACUUCUUACUCUAAGAAGACCCAGAGCAACAACGCGGAGAACAAGCGCCCCGAGGAGGAGCGCGAGGCUGGGCGCAAGGCCAGCAGCACCGUCAAAGUGCCUGCCAGCCCACUGACCGGGCUCGAGAGGAAGAAGAGCACGCCCACCCCAUCCACGAACAGCGUCCUCUCCACCAGCACCAACCGGAGCCGGAAUUCCCCCAUGCUGGAGCGGGCCAGCCUGGGCCAGAACUCCAUACAGAAUGGCAAGGACAGUUUAACCACUCCGGGGUCCAGGGCUUCCACGGCUUCCGCUUCCGCCGCCGUGGGCUCCGCGCGCCCACGCCAGCACCAGAAAUCCAUGUCUGCCUCCGUGCACCCCAACAAGCCCAUGCUGCCCCCCACUGAAAAUAACUGUGAGGCCCAGAGACCCAGCACUGCACCCCAGAGGGUCCCGGUGGCUUCACCCUCUGCCCACAACAUCAGCAGUGCCAUCGCAGAACGUACCAACUUCCCACGGGGUGUCUCCAGCCGCAGCACGUUCCACGCCGGGCAGCUCCGGCAGGUCCGGGACCAGCAGAACCUCCCCUACAACAUGCCGCCUGCUUCACCCUCUGGGAACAGCCAGGGGCGCCGGGGCGCCUCCGGCAGCAUCUUCAGCAAGUUCACCUCCAAGUUUGUGCGCAGAAAUGUGUCUUUCAGGUUUGCCAGAAGGAACCCGCAUGAGCCAGAGAGCAAAGACCGAGUGGAGACCCUCAGGCCUCAUAUGGUGGGUGGGGACAAGGAGCGGGACGAGAACCGGGAGGCCAAGCCUCGCUCGCUGCGCUUCACCUGGAGCAUGAAGACGACGAGCUCCAUGGAGCCCAACGAGAUGAUGAAGGAGAUCCGCAAGGUGCUGGACGCCAACAGCUGCCAGUGCGAGCUGCAGGAGAAGUACAUGCUGCUGUGCAUGCACGGGGCGCCCGGGCACGACUCCUUCGUGCAGUGGGAGAUGGAGGUGUGCAAGCUGCCGCGGCUGUCGCUCAACGGCGUGCGCUUCAAACGGAUAACGGGCACCUCCAUGGCCUUCAAGAACAUUGCCUCCAAGGUGGCCAACGAGCUCAAGCUUUAACGAGCCCCUGCUGCGCUGCGCCCCUGAGCCCUGGGCCGGGACACGGGGACCCUGAGCAGCAGGGUCUCUCCACAGCGGUGUGCCGGGGGCAGAGCCGGAGACCCUCCCCUCAGGCCGCGUGCUGGGGAAGGGCACUGGAGAGGCUCCUUGCCCACCUUGCAAAGACCCAGAGCCGUGCACCAGGACGGGGGUGCAGAAUCCUGCCGCCUCUGCUCCACUGCUGCCCAGAGACACCG
Molecule: messenger RNA, 3020 nt
Organism: Pelodiscus sinensis (Chinese soft-shelled turtle)
Lineage: Eukaryota; Metazoa; Chordata; Testudines; Trionychidae
Gene: MARK2
Product: microtubule affinity regulating kinase 2
Biological process (GO): microtubule cytoskeleton organization; intracellular signal transduction; protein phosphorylation
Cellular component (GO): cytoplasm
Molecular function (GO): tau-protein kinase activity; ATP binding
Source: RefSeq, a predicted model, not a curated record